CCCCGCGGAGCCGCCGCCGCCGCCGCCGCCGCCUGCCGGGCGCACAAGAUGGCGGCGCGGUGGGGCCGGGGCGGCGGGCGGUGAGGGAGCGGGAGCGGGGGCGCGGGCUGCCCCGGGCCCGCCAUGACCUACACGGCGGAGCAGCUGGACGGCGUGCGGCGAAUAAAGAGCUGCCGCAACUACUACGAGAUCCUGGGAGUGGAGAGAGAUGCCAGCGAGGAGGACCUGAAGAAAGCCUACCGCAAGCUGGCCCUGAAAUUCCACCCGGACAAGAACCGCGCUCCCGGCGCCACCGAGGCCUUCAAAGCAAUAGGCAAUGCUUUUGCAGUUCUCAGCAACCCUGAAAAACGAUUGCGAUACGAUGAAUUUGGAACUGACCAAGAGCAUGUCAGCACUGGCCAGGCCAGGCACUAUAACUACUACACAGAAUUUGAAGCAGAUAUUACACCAGAAGAAAUAUUCAAUGUGUUUUUUGGCGGGCACUUUCCUACAGGAAAUAUCCAUAUGUUUUCAAAUGUAGCCAGAGAUGCACACUAUUAUCCACGGAGGCACCGUGAAAGAGCAUGGACACAGGAGCAAGAGGAGGAAGAAAACAGGCCACAGAACUCAUAUUCUGCAUUUAUUCAGUUGAUGCCAGUUUUCAUAAUAAUAAUAGUGUCAGUUAUAACUCAGCUGAUGGCGACUAACCCACCCUACAGCCUCUUCUACAAAUCGUCCAUGGGCCAUGUUAUUAGCAGAGAAACAGAGAACUUGCAGGUGCCUUACUAUGUUGAUAAAAACUUUGAGAAGAAUUAUCAAGGAGCGGAACUUCAAGAGCUAGAGAAAAACGUUGAAAAAGAUUACAUAGACUAUAUUCAGACCAGCUGCUGGAAGGAGAAACAGCAAAAGUCUGAUUUGUCGAAUUUGGCCAAGCUAUACAGAGACGAGCGGUUAAAACAGAAAGCAGAAUCAUUGAAACUUGAGCACUGUGAGAAGCUCUCCAGUCUGAUUGGAAUGCACAAAGGGGGCUGACCAGGACACACACAUUCUGUAGUUUUUAUUUAUUGCUGUUUUAAAUUAUGUUUUUAUUUUCCUUUGUAUAAAAACGGAAGGAGUCUAUUGCAAAGAGUGAAUAUGCGAUUCCUUCAUAUAGUGCAGAGAUGGGCCAACACAAGCUGUAGAGCAAGUGUUUGCUUUAAUAUACUGUACACUAUAUUUGGUUCCAAGGACCAGUGGCACUUUGUAAAUUAAUUCCCUGGGAAACACUCUGAGUUUGGAACGUGUCUCAUCGGUAGUUUGUCUGCCAUCCAAACAGUAUAUACUUCCCAGGAGAGUAGACAAAUGUCUUAUGCUUUCUGUAUUUUCUAUGGACCUGCAAUUCACCCGGUCAUACCAACCGUGUAGUUCGCAGUACUCAGUGCACUAGCCUUUUCAUACUGCUAUCAAGUGGAUGUCCUUGCCUCUACAGUCGUUUGUAAUGAGAAUUUAGAUGAAAGGCAGCAUAUGUCCUGUUCAAGUCCAAUAUUCAGUGCUUAACUCUGAAGUGUCGAGUACCUGCUUCAGGUAAGCGUUUUGACGUGCUCCGAGCUCUCCUUACUGUCAAAGGGACUUGACCGAGUGCUUGUCUGGCUGGGGGGGUCUGCCCCUUCUCCUUGGUGACAUGACAAGCUGAGAGCAGAACUGCAACGCUGAACAGGAAGAUGAGAGCCUGUGAAAUGCAUCGAUUCCAGCAUCUUCCAAACUGCAGAGAAAGGACAACCUUAUUUAUUUUCUCAUACGUUUCCAGUGGCAUAUUUUUAAGCUGGCUGUAUAACUCUGAUUUUUAUCUGCAAACUCUUCUCCAGCUGUUACAGGGGUCCUGCUUUUUCUGGUACAGUUUUGAUGUAGCAUAUUUUUACUCUUGAGCAGUUAUGAAUGUUCCACUGUAGAGACUAGUAUUGCAAAGAAAAAGAUCCAUGUAGUAGUGUCUGUUUUUUCUUGAUCCUCCUUUAUGAAACCUUUAAAGGCAAGUUAAGGACGGUUGUACUCGGAAGCAGCAGAGAACACUAUUAUUCCCGUUGAGCAUCACUGAGCUCUUGAGCCAGUUUUUCUGGUAGUUUACCUGGCCAAGGGUAGAACUAAUCCAUGCAGACCAACCUGCUUCUGGAGGUUCAUAUUGUGUUCUUGCCAGUGAGAGGGAAGGAAAAUAGGCACCCACAGGGUCCUGUGCAACAGCUGGCCUUGACUUGGUUCUGCUGGCUCCACCGGAACCUGUGCUGAGGGCAGGAAGGCCAAAGCUCUGCACAGGGCAGCUUCAGCCCACCCUGCUUCUGUAGCUGCACUCGAAAUUCCUCUUUAUAGCAUAGCAGGGGCCAGCAUGUCUGUUCUUAACUUGUUGAUGUGCUAGUUACCUAUAAAACACACGGAAUGAACUAUCCUCAUAAAUACCCUACCCCAGAAAUACAGGGAUUGUGGGGUGGGGACAUGCUGUAUGUAGUAGAGGCUGCACUCACCUGCACAUCUUUACAAAACACUGAACAAGCUGCUGUUGCUCUGUUCCUAAAACUGGCAAUGCGUAGGGCAGAGCACCACAGCUUGCCUUCACUUAAACCUAGGAAAUCAAGUGCUCAGAAGUUUGAGAAAUGCCAGAAUUAAUGUUGCAUUUAAAGGUUAGACUGUGGUCUCCUAGUGCUGGGGUGUUAGGAUGCAGCCGUGUGCCAGUGGGUUGCUGGUGCUGAGGAUGAGGCAACUGGGGAUGUAGGUGCAAAAAAACUAUCCCCCUUUUGCAGGAAAAGAUGUUUUUUCUGUGACCUAGACAAGAGGAUGGUUGCUUGUCUCAGGUUUUGAGACUUGAGGCUCCUGCAGGUGAGAUGCGUGUCCUGCAUGUGAUUAGCUCAGUGCAGCUACAGCAAUAGGGCUGUGAUUGAAUGGGGGUAUUAAAAAAAAAAAGAAAAGAAGUACAGUGAGUAUUUAAAAUAGCACAGCUAGGUUGGUAUUGUUCCCUGUUGGGAACCGCUGUGGGGGCGUUGGAGCUGCUGAGCAGAGUUCAUCAGCCAGAAGAGGCACAGCAUUUUGGGGGUUGUGGUGAACCAUGUUUUGUGUGAGUCUGCAAGGGCAAAAGUGUGUUAUUCCAGGUGGGAAAGGGGGCUGGCAGUCUGACAGGCAGCCUUAAUUCCGGAAUAUCCCAGUUCUGAGCACUUGAUAUGCCUGCGUAUAAAAAGCAAAAUUCUCAUGUUGCUUUUUAUAUGUUAAAUAGUUUGUAGAACGUAUGUCAACUCUAUUAAAGCGGUUGGACUUCA
Messenger RNA from Cygnus olor (mute swan), 3257 nucleotides. RefSeq names its product DnaJ heat shock protein family (Hsp40) member C18 (gene DNAJC18). Gene Ontology annotation, biological process: cellular response to misfolded protein. Gene Ontology annotation, molecular function: Hsp70 protein binding. The record is from RefSeq and is a predicted model, not a curated record. The coding region runs from base 124 to 1011 and encodes 295 amino acids. Lineage: Eukaryota; Metazoa; Chordata; Aves; Anseriformes; Anatidae. The transcript is spliced from 7 exons. Gene Ontology annotation, cellular component: endoplasmic reticulum membrane.